AGUUACGCCUGGUUCAACAUCGGCAGCGUGGACACGUUUGAGAGGAACCUGGAGGCGGCUCACCUGGAGCUCGGUCAGGAGCCGUCGCACCGACCGGCCGUCAUCUACAGCACGGAGAGCGACGGCUCCUUCCUGCUGAGCAUGAUCCCAACCCUGCUGCUGAUUGGCUUCCUGCUCUUCACCCUGCGGCGGGGGCCAAUGGGAGGAGGCCCUGGGGGCGUGGAGGGGCGGGCCCUUCAGCAUGAGCGAGUCCACGGCCAAAAUGAUGAAGGACAACAUCGAGGUGAAGUUUAAGGACGUUGCCGGCUGCGAGGAAGCAAAGCUGGAGAUCCUGGAGUUCGUUAACUUCCUGAAGAACCCGCAGCAGUACCAGGACCUGGGAGCCAAGAUCCCCAAGGGUGCCGUGCUCUCCGGACCUCCAGGAACGGGGAAAACGCUUCUCGCCAAAGCUACGGCCGGAGAAGCCAACGUGCCGUUCAUCACCGUUAACGGCUCCGAGUUUCUGGAGAUGUUUGUAGGAGUCGGUCCUGCUAGGGUGAGGGACAUGUUCUCCAUGGCGAGGAAGAACGCUCCGUGCAUCCUCUUCAUCGAUGAGAUCGACGCUGUGGGCAGAAAGAGAGGAGGAGGGAACUUUGGUGGUCAGAGCGAGCAGGAGAACACUCUGAACCAGCUGCUGGUGGAGAUGGACGGUUUCAACACGGCGACUACACUUGUCGUCCUCGCUGGAACCAACAGACCCGACAUCCUGGAUCCUGCUCUGAUGAGACCGGGACGCUUCGACAGGCAGAUCUACAUCGGUCCUCCGGAUAUUAAAGGCAGAGCGUCCAUCUUUAAAGUUCAUCUGCGACCAAUCAAACUGGAUCCCAGUAUGGACAAAGACGCUCUGGCCAGAAAGAUGGCUGCAGCCACACCGGGAUUCACCGGAGCCGACAUCGCUAACGUCUGUAACGAAGCAGCUCUGAUCGCUGCCAGACAUCUGAACACGUCUGUUCAGGGUAAACACUUUGAACACGCCAUCGACCGCGUCAUCGGAGGUCUGGAGAAGAAGACUCAGGUCCUUCAGCCCACAGAGAAGAAGACGGUAGCGUAUCACGAGGCCGGUCACGCCAUCGUUGGCUGGUUCCUGCAGCACGCCGACCCGCUGCUCAAGGUGUCGAUCAUCCCUCGGGGUAAGGGUCUGGGUUAUGCUCAGUACCUCCCCAGAGAGCAGUACCUGUACAGCAGAGAGCAGCUGUUUGACAGGAUGUGUAUGAUGCUGGGAGGAAGAGUAGCUGAGCAGGUCUUCUUCAGUAGGAUCACCACCGGAGCUCAGGACGACCUGAAGAAGGUCACACAGUCCGCCUACGCUCAGGUGGUGCAGUUCGGUAUGAGUGAUAAAGUUGGACAGGUAUCGUUCGACCUUCCCCGGCAGGGUGAGAUGGUUCUGGAGAAGCCGUACAGCGAAGCUACGGCCGAGCUGAUAGACGGAGAGGUCCGAGCGCUGGUGGACCGAGCGUACGAACGCACGCUGCAGCUCAUCGAGGAGAAGAAAGAGCAGGUGGACAUGGUGGGGAAGCGUCUCCUGGAGAAGGAAGUCCUGGACAAAGCCGACAUGUUGGAGCUUCUGGGCCCGCGGCCGUUCGACGAGAAGUCGACGUACGAGGAGUUCGUGGAGGGAACGGGAAGCUUCGAGGAAGACACCAGCUUACCCGAAGGUCUCAAAGACUGGAACAAAGAGCGAGGAGCGGAAGCAGAAGAAGAGACGGAGCAGACUCGGGACAAACAGCAAGCCGUGUAAAAACAAACGCUUCACACCUGCAGCUGCAAAAUAAACCUCAGUGCUGACUCAGCGUUCAGAGCCGGGACGAGUUUUUAUUCAACGUUUCUAUAAAUGAUUAAAAAACCUUCAAGUUAAUAAUUCAAAAUGAUGAAAUUACACCAUCACACAUCGUCGUCAUGGUGAUUCAAGACAAGAAAUUUGUGCUUUUUUUUUUUUUUUUUUUUGAAGUUAUGAAUAAAUUAGUAAAUUUUUGAGGAUGUUUUUAUCAGUUAUAUCUCUCACCCUGACUUCUGCCAGGCUCUGUACAGAAUUUAUUAUUAUAAAAUGUAUUUAACUAGAGAAGAUUAUCAGAAGGCUGCAGGAAGGAAGGGAAAAAAAAAGCCUUAACGGUCACCAUGGAAACCAACAGCAGACUUCAACCUGAGUGGAAGCGAUGCACAGACUGAUUUCUCUCCUUUUUUUCUGUAUUUAUUCAACAACGCUGAAGACUUCUGAAGCUGAAGAUGAAGAUUUAAAACAUUUCUUUAAAAAAAAAAAAAGUUGAAAUAUUAUGACACUUUGAUGUUUGUUUGAAGUUUUUUUAAUUAAUUUACUGCAGCAGAUUAUAUCUCAGAUUGUGCUUCACUGAGUCUGGAUAUAAAACAUCUGGAUGAUCUUCUGUACGUGAUGAUGAUGAUUGUUACCUGCUGCUACACACACAUUCUGCUGAUUUUUAAAAAGGAAAAAUUCCCCGGAAAACAUUAAAAAAAGAGAAAAGAAACUAUUUUAAAGUCAGUUUUCUCACUUUGAUCUUUUUCUUUAUCAGCAGUUUCCUCAAGAGAAUAAAACCAAUUAAACUUUAACCUUCCUGUCGUCCUCCCGGGUCAAAAUGACCCCGUCUGUUUUGACUUCCUUCUUUCCUUCCUCCCUCCCUCCUUCUCUCUUUCUUUCCUCCCCCCUACCUUCCUCCCUUCCUUCUUUCCUCUGUCCUUCUUUCCUUCCUUCCCCCUUCCUCUUUUCCUUUCUCCCUCCCUCCUUCCUUCCCUCCCUGCCUCCUUUCCUCCCUCCCUCCUACCUCCCUUCCUUCUUCCUCCCUUCCUUCUUCCUCCCUUCCUUCCUUCUUCCUCUCUUCCUCCCUUGACUCGAGGACAACAGGAGGGUUAAUCUUUCUUUAACGUACUGAUAAUAACAUUUCUGCCUUCAUGCCAAACUCUUUAUUACUGUUCUAACUAUAACUGUGUCUGUAAAUGUCUCACUUUGUUGUUUUUUGUCUCUGACUUUAAAGUGUUUGUAUCUUUAGUCUCUGAUGAAGCAUCUUUGGGUUUAAAUGCAAACAGCAGGUUAGUUUAAAGGUCUUUGUUAUGUGAAGGUACAAAGAUAAAGUGAAGAUGUUUAAGAAUAAUUAGGCCCGUCGAGGAUUCCACUUUCCUUCUUCCCUUCUUCCCUUCCUUCCUUCCUCCCUUCUUUCCUUCCUUCCUCCCUCCCUUCCUCCCUCCAUUCCUUCAUUCCUCUCUCCCUUCCUUCCUUUUUUCACUACUUCCUUCCUUCCUUCCUUCCUCCCUCCUUACCUAUCUUCCUUCCUCCCUCUUCCUUCCUUCCUUCCUUCCCUCCCUCCCUCCUUCCCACAUCAGAUCAGAUUAUUCUGUUUGUGGCCUUUGAAUGAAGAUGAGUUUGACCUCCUGAACUAGAACAUUUACAGUAAAGUGUUGAAUGUUAUAUUUACAGCUUUAAAGCUUCUUAGUUUAUUAAUGCAGAAACACAGAAGAGCUGCAACAGUUCGGCUGAAUAUUCUCAGAUAUGCAACUUAGACACAUGAAUCAGCACAAACAGAUCAGCUAGGACAAAGAAAAUAACUGGCAGCUGUUUUUAUAAUCAAGUAAUAUUUUUUUUUAAGGCAAAAACAGCAGAAAACUUCCUGAUUUCAGCUCCUCAGUUAUGAAGAUUUGAAGCUUUUCUGUGUCAUAUGAUAUUAAAUUCAAUAUCUUUUAAUUUUGGAUUGUUUAUCAUACAAAACAAGAAACGCCCUCCUGUUGAAAUUGACCCUGUUUGAUUUGACUUGUUUAUAAAAUAUAAGGUUUAAAUUACCACCCAUUAAUUCUAACUUAUUAACACAGCUUUUACACAUAUCUUUGGAAAUUUAAAUGAAGCUUUAACCUCAUUUCUGAGUCAAAUCGUUAAGUCCUCCUGUGUUAAAACUGACCCAAAGACAACAGGAGGGUUUAAUACUAUUUAAUAAACGGAAUAAUGAAUUAAUAAUAAUAAAUAAUGGUUAGUUGCAGCUCUUGUUACACUCUCAGGAUCUUGUUAAUUAUUAAUCUCUCUCUGUAUGUCUGUGUAAUGUUGGCUUAAUCAUCCGUAUGAUGUCAUCACAUUCUAAGCAGCAGUAGCCGUUGUCAUGGCGACCAUCCAAUCAACCUUUCAUGUCUUGGAUACAAACUCACCUUGUUUUAAGUGUUUUUAUCAAUAAAGUUUUUUUCUCUUCUUCAAGUGAAUCUGAUCUGCUGGCAGCAAAAAAAAAAAAAAAAGUGUUUGAAUAAU
This is a messenger RNA of Scomber scombrus (Atlantic mackerel), 4276 nucleotides long. RefSeq names its product AFG3-like protein 1. The transcript has 11 exons. Gene Ontology annotation, molecular function: ATP-dependent peptidase activity; ATP hydrolysis activity; metalloendopeptidase activity. NCBI's taxonomy places the organism in Eukaryota, Metazoa, Chordata, Actinopteri, Scombriformes, Scombridae. Gene Ontology annotation, cellular component: membrane; m-AAA complex. Bases 242 to 1777 code for a protein of 511 amino acids. The record is from RefSeq and is a predicted model, not a curated record. Gene Ontology annotation, biological process: protein-containing complex assembly; mitochondrial protein processing.